This is a messenger RNA of Geodia barretti, 594 nucleotides long. The record is from the annotation of a GenBank genome assembly. NCBI's taxonomy places the organism in Eukaryota, Metazoa, Porifera, Demospongiae, Tetractinellida, Geodiidae.
AUGGACAUAAUCCAGCGUAUUCAGUACGUUCUUGAAUCCGAAUCGAAAGCUAUUCAGUCUAUCGAAGUUACUUCAACUUUUGAAGAUGUAGUAAAUCUGUUGAUGUCGUGCCGCUGCAAACUGCUGACGACAGGCAUGGGCAAAGCUGGCAUCAUCGCAAAUAAAUUCGCUGUAACGCUUAGCUCGACAGGAACUCCAGCCAUUUAUGUUCACCCAGGUGAAGCAGCACAUGGCGAUCUCGGUGUAGUCUCGGAGGGUGACUGUCUAGUCGCUUUUUCUACCAGCGGUAAAACGCGAGAAGUCAUCGAAAUGCUGGAACUAGCUGAACACCUCGGACUCGGCAAGGUAGUAGGAAUUACUUCUCAUGCAGAAUCCGAACUCAGGAAGCAUUGCGACAUUAUUCUGGAAAUGGGAGUGAUUGAAGAACCUUGCCCUCUAGGUCUGACACCCUCUGCCAGUAUUGCGGUUAUGAAUGCCAUUGCAGACGCAAUCACCCUGGCGUUGAUGGAGCUUAAAGGCAUCACCAAGCAUCAGUAUGGCUUACGUCAUCACGGAGGCUACCUCGGGCGAGUUGCUCGUUUGGACAACGAAUAA